CCUCCAGUCACUUUCAGUGUAGGUGAGAGUCUCCUCAGCUCGGCUUCGUCUCGCUCCUGCAGGGAACAAAACGCACACACAGAGGUUUCGGGGCAACAGGGUGUGACCGCCACAAAACGCCAACAUGUCUGACGGAAAGAAAAUGACGUCCAGCCGCCGGCAUCAACUGAAGAGUCUGGUCCUCUCUAUCGGCGCCAGCUGGAUCGAGCAGGAGAAGAAGGACCUCGUGGUGGCGAAGGCGGCCUACAUUGCCGAGAACUGCCCCGCCCCCGAACUCAGCGGAGACCAGGCCGCCCUCAUGGAGUUUUGCAAAAAGCUACACCAGGCUAUCGACAAGGUGGACGAGGCGAGGUACGACGCCGAGGCCAAAGUUAAGAAGACGGAUGCAGAGAUUGAAGAUCUGAAGCUGAAGGUGGUGGAUCUGGCCGGAGUGAAGAAACCCGCCCUGAAGAAAGUGCGUAUGUCGGCCGACGCCAUGCUGAAGGCUCUGCUGGGAGGACAACACAAGGUGACCAUGGACCUGAGGUCCAACCUGAAGCAGGUCAAGAAGGAGGUCAAAGAGGAGACGGUAGAUGCGGGCGACUGGCGUAAGAACAUUGAGGACAAAGCCGACAGGAAGAAGAUGUUCGAGACUUCCUAAAAACCUUCAGACGGACGAUGGAGGGGGAAACGUCUCCGACCGAGGUCUGGGUGACUCAAAGUGUCUCUGUGUUCCUGAUGGACGACGGCAGUUUAGACAGUUUUUUUGUUAUUUUUUAUCAUUUUUGUGAUACCCCCGAGAUACUUAACUGACACCAAGUAACGGCAACAUGUACUCAGUUAAAACGUUAAAAACAUAAUUUCAAAGUGUACAGGUUUUCAUGAAAUCAUUAGAAAUAAAUGUUUUGAAAUCAGGAA
Messenger RNA from Sander lucioperca (pikeperch), 897 nucleotides. Its product is annotated as troponin I, fast skeletal muscle-like. Gene Ontology annotation, cellular component: troponin complex. The record is from RefSeq and is a predicted model, not a curated record. Bases 125 to 640 code for a protein of 171 amino acids. The transcript has 7 exons. NCBI's taxonomy places the organism in Eukaryota, Metazoa, Chordata, Actinopteri, Perciformes, Percidae. Gene Ontology annotation, biological process: muscle contraction.